CACAUAGUAAUUUCUAGGAUGGCGAUUGGGUGGCUGCAGAAACCGGGACUCUGUUCCCCUGCCCUAGUCUGAGCGCAGUGGGUGGGACUCAGCGCAGAGUCAGUUUUCCACCAGCGGGUUUCAAUGCAGAGUUUUCCUACACUGUCCCUACGCUAGAGCAGCCCUGGGCGGGAGAGCGGCCCGGGAGAAGGACACCUGUGGGGAGGGAGUGCUGCGAGCAGCAGGGAGGCGCCGUGACCUCACCAUGUGCGGAUUUGCGAGGCGCGCCCCGGAGCUGCAGGAGAUCCAGAAACGCUGCCCCGAGGUGUGGGAAGCCACCAAACACCCCAGUUACCAGUGCCCUUGAAUUGAUAGUGGCUUCUUCGAAGAAUUUCGGUCCCACAUAAGAACAACAGCUCAUCAGGAGAAGAUCAGAGCAGCGUGAGCACCAGCAACACCAUGUUCUGCACGAAACUCAAGGAUCUCAAGAUCACAGGGGAGUGUCCUUUCUCCUUACUGGCACCAGGUCAGGUUCCUAAAGAGUCAGCAGAGGAGGUAGCAGGAAGCUCAGAGAGCUGCAAAGCAACUCCGCCCAUCUGUCAAGACAUUCCUGAGAAGAAUGUGCAAGAGAGUCUUCCUCAAAGAAAGACCAGUCGGAGCCGAGUCUAUCUUCACACGUUGGCAGAAAGUAUUUGCAAACUGAUUUUCCCAGAGUUUGAACGGCUGAACCUCGCACUUCAGAGAACAUUGGCAAAGCACAAAAUAAAAGAAAGCAGGAAAUCUUUGGAAAGAGAAGACUUUGAAAAAAUAAUUGCAGACCAAGCAAUUGCAGCAGGAGUUCCAGUGGAGAUCAUCAAAGAAUCUCUGGGUGAAGAGCUUUUUAACAUAUGUUACGAGGAAGAUGAGCACAUCCUCGGCGUGGUUGGAGGCACCCUUAAAGAUUUUUUAAAUAGCUUCGGCACCCUUCUGAAACAGAGCAGCCAUUGCCAAGAAGCGGGACAGAGGGGCAGGCUUGAGGACGCCUCCAUUCUGUGCCUGGAUAAAGAUCAGGACUUCCUAAAUGUUUAUUAUUUCUUCCCUAAGAGAACCACCUCCCUGAUUCUUCCCGGCGUCAUUAAGGCAGCUGCUCGAGUAUUGUACGAAACCGAAGUAAAAGUGUCGUUAAUGCCGCCCUGCUUCCACAAUGACUGCGGCGAGUUUGUUAAUCAGCCCUAUCUGUUAUACUCGGUUCACGUGAAAAGCACCAAACCAUCCCUGUCCCCCAGCAAGCCCCAGUCCUCCCUGGUGAUCCCUGCGUCUCUCUUCUGUAAGACGUUUCCAUUCCAUUUCAUGUUCGACAAAGACAUGGCGAUUUUGCAAUUUGGCAAUGGCAUUAGAAGACUGAUGAACAGAAGAGACUUUCAAGGAAAGCCUAAUUUUGAAGAAUACUUUGAAAUUCUGACUCCGAAAAUCAACCAGACGUUUAGCGGGAUCAUGACCAUGCUGAAUAUGCAAUUUGUUGUGCGCGUGAGGAGAUGGGACAACUCUGCGAAGAAAUCUUCAAGGGUCAUGGACCUCAAAGGCCAAAUGAUCUACAUUGUCGAAUCCAGUGCUAUCUUGUUUCUGGGCUCACCCUGUGUAGACAGAUUAGAAGAUUUUACAGGACGAGGGCUCUACCUGUCAGACAUCCCAAUUCACAAUGCACUGAGGGACGUGGUCUUGAUAGGGGAACAAGCCCGAGCUCAAGAUGGUCUGAAGAAGAGGCUGGGGAAGCUGAAGGCCACCCUGGAGCAAGCCCACCAAGCCCUGGAGGAGGAGAAGAAAAAGACAGUAGAUCUUCUCUGCUCUAUAUUUCCCUGCGAGGUUGCUCAGCAGCUGUGGCAAGGGCAAGUUGUGCAAGCCAAGAAGUUCAGUAAUGUCACCAUGCUCUUCUCGGACAUUGUCGGGUUCACUGCCAUCUGCUCCCAGUGCUCACCGCUGCAGGUCAUCACCAUGCUCAAUGCACUCUACACGCGCUUUGACCAGCAGUGUGGAGAGCUGGAUGUCUACAAGGUGGAGACCAUUGGCGAUGCAUACUGUGUAGCUGGGGGAUUACACAAAGAGAGUGAUACCCAUGCUGUUCAGAUAGCACUGAUGGCCCUGAAGAUGAUGGAACUCUCUGAUGAAGUCAUGUCUCCCCAUGGGGAACCUAUCAAGAUGCGAAUUGGACUGCAUUCUGGAUCAGUUUUUGCUGGAGUUGUUGGAGUUAAAAUGCCACGUUACUGUCUUUUCGGAAACAAUGUCACUCUGGCUAACAAGUUUGAGUCCUGCAGUGUACCGCGGAAAAUCAAUGUCAGUCCGACAACCUACAGAUUACUCAAAGACUGUCCUGGUUUUGUGUUUACCCCUCGAUCAAGGGAAGAACUUCCACCAAACUUCCCCAGUGAAAUUCCUGGAAUCUGUCAUUUUCUAGAUGCUUAUCAACAAGGAACAAAUUCAAAACCAUGGUUCCAAAAAAGAGAUGUUGAAGAUGGCAAUGCCAAUUUUUUAGGCAAAGCAUCAGGAAUAGAUUAGCAGACUGUAUACCUGUUCAUUAGUCUUUGGGGUUUGACUCCUUCAAGGAUGUGUAGAACCUCUGGAAGCACUUUAGGACUGCAGAUGGCUAAAGAGCAGUAUUAAAAUUUCAGGAGCUAAGUCACAAUCUACUGGUUCUCCCAUUUAACAUGACAAAAGUGUAUUCAAUUCAAUACUCUUCUGCU
Molecule: messenger RNA, 2696 nt
Organism: Propithecus coquereli (Coquerel's sifaka)
Lineage: Eukaryota; Metazoa; Chordata; Mammalia; Primates; Indriidae
Gene: GUCY1A1
Product: guanylate cyclase 1, soluble, alpha 3
Exons: 10
Coding region: 439-2511 (690 amino acids)
Biological process (GO): response to oxygen levels; cGMP biosynthetic process
Cellular component (GO): guanylate cyclase complex, soluble
Molecular function (GO): guanylate cyclase activity; heme binding
Source: RefSeq, a predicted model, not a curated record